AUGCAGUUCGAAUUCCCCGACAAGGACAUCAUGCUCAUGAGAGAUUGCAACAUCCAUGGACCCGAGGAAGGACCCGAGCCAGGAUCUCUAUGGACCUUGGUAUUUGAUGGAGCUUCUAAUGCUCAUGGUAAUGGAAUUAAGGAAGUCAUCACAUCCCCAACUGGUUUCCACAUCCCCUUUAUCGCAAGGUUGUGUUUUGAAUGUUCAAACAACAUGGCAGAAUACGAGGCUGGUAUCUUCGGUAUUGAAGCCGCAACUGAUCUCAGGAUCAAGAUCCUUGAAGUCUACGGAGAUUCAACCUUGGUUAUCAACCAAGUUAAAGGGGAUUUGGACAAUAGAUAUUACAAGCUCAUCCCUUACAAGGAGCAUGUCCUGAAACUAAUCCCAUACUUUGACAAAAUUACAUUCAAUCACAUUCCUCGAGAAGAGAAUCAAUUGUUCGAUGCCUUAGCAACCUUGGCAUCCAUGUUCAAGGUUAAAUGGAAGAUCGAAGCGCCACCCUUUCACCUUAACUACUUGGACGAGCCUGCUUGCUAUUUGGCAGCCGAAGACGAAGUCGAUGGUUAUCCUUGGUUCUAUGACAUCAUGAAACUCUUAGAGAGCCAAGAGUAG
This is a messenger RNA of Lathyrus oleraceus (garden pea), 612 nucleotides long. RefSeq lists its product as uncharacterized. The record is from RefSeq and is a predicted model, not a curated record. NCBI's taxonomy places the organism in Eukaryota, Viridiplantae, Streptophyta, Magnoliopsida, Fabales, Fabaceae. The transcript has a single exon. Gene Ontology annotation, molecular function: RNA-DNA hybrid ribonuclease activity; nucleic acid binding. The coding region runs from base 1 to 612 and encodes 203 amino acids.